Molecule: messenger RNA, 372 nt
Organism: Rhinolophus ferrumequinum (greater horseshoe bat)
Lineage: Eukaryota; Metazoa; Chordata; Mammalia; Chiroptera; Rhinolophidae
Product: 60S ribosomal protein L22-like 1
Exons: 2
Coding region: 1-372 (123 amino acids)
Biological process (GO): cytoplasmic translation
Cellular component (GO): ribosome
Molecular function (GO): structural constituent of ribosome; RNA binding
Source: RefSeq, a predicted model, not a curated record
AUGGGGCCGCAGGAAGUCAGGAAGCCUGGGAGGUCAGUCUGGAAGUUUGGUUUGGACCUUACUCAUCCAGUAGAAGAUGGUAUUUUUGAUUCUGGAAAUUUUGCACAGUUUCUAUGGGAGAAGGUUAAAGUCAAUGGAAAAACUGGAAAUCUAGGGAAUGUUGUACACAUUGAAUGCUGCAAGAAUAAAAUCACAGUUGUUUCUGAGAAACAGUUCUCAAAAAGAUAUUUGAAAUAUCUUACCAAGAAAUACCUUAAGAAAAAUAGUCCUUGUGAUUGGCUUUGUGUAGUUGCAUCUGACAAGGAGACUUAUGAACUUUGUUACUUUCAGAUUAGUCAAGAUGAAGAUGGAUCUGAGUCUGAGGACUUGUGA